This is a messenger RNA of Gasterosteus aculeatus aculeatus (three-spined stickleback), 2664 nucleotides long. The record is from RefSeq and is a predicted model, not a curated record. Lineage: Eukaryota; Metazoa; Chordata; Actinopteri; Perciformes; Gasterosteidae.
UGAUAAUCUCUCCAUGCUUUGCCUGUAGACAUGGCUGGACUGAAGAGGAAUUUACUGUCUCGUGAGCAUGUGACCGGCUCGGAAAGAAACACUUUCACAAGACAAGAGACAAGAGAGCAAAGGCGAAAAAUGAGAACUGUGUAUGUGAAGGAUGGGUUACAACAGUGCACCGCCUCUUUUUCUCGGUAACAACAGGCCUCCGCUUUGGCAACCUGACCGCUCACCUCCUCAAAUUCAUCAACAGCUCAACGCGAUGCAUCUGCAGCAGCGCUUGCGAUACCUUAAGAAGAGAGAGUUUACUGCCCAAGAAAACAACCGGCUGCUGCUGCAGCAGUUUGAGGAAGCACAGGACACCGUAAAAGAGAUGUUAAUCCAGAAUGCUGCCAUGAAAACUAUUCGGACGGCGUAUGAACGGUACCUGGAGGUGAGCUGCCCCCGCUGGCAGCAGCAACUGAAGGAGAAAACACAGGUUGCUCAGACAAAGCGGACGGAGUAUUUGAGGUCAUGUCUGAAGAACACAGAGGAACGAGGGGCCGCAUCCUCUGCAGAUCCACCUCUAUUGUCACAAGCCUCCACCACAGUGACACAACAUAUUACAGCACCUCCAGAGCACUACAGUCCAAACUGCCACUUGGACUACAACCAAGAUGGCUCCCCUCAUCUCUGCUACGCAAAGCCUUCCUGGCAGAACCGCCUUCAAUCCCAGACGGACAGAUUUCCCAUCAGAGGGCCUCAUCAACCUCAGGGUUCCUCUCAUGUUCCUCCAGCUUUCCUCCCACCACACAUCUUCCCACAUCCUCACCCAUUGCAGCUCCACCUCCCCGGCUCCUCACCCGGUGAUAGACGCCACGGACCCGGGCCAAAUCCACCAGGCUUGGCGGCCCUGCAGACAGAGUACCUCAGAUCCUGGGCCGCUGGUCCACCUGGGACCCCCUCGGUCUUUGACGCUCUGUGGAGUCAGCUCUUCACGGAGGAGAUUCCCCCUGAGAUGGGGAUGGUGCAGGUGGUGGGGGAGGAAAGUGACCCAUGCCGGGCCCCAAGCUCCAAGAGAGAGACAGGUGGUGGAGGAAGUAGCAGUCAUUUAUCCCAGGAGCUGGACAGUAAACCAGGUGGGACAAGAACAUGGCAGAACCUUCAGUGUCUGCUACUUUUUGUCACACUUAUUAUCUUCCUCUGUGAAUCUUUUUCACUAUGUAUGUGCGUGUGUGUAGUUCGCCUGUCUGGUAGCCUCGCAGAAAGCAGCAGCGAGCCGAGCCGGGCGAGCAGCAAGAAGCGAAACAAGAGGGAGGAGAGAAGAUCCCGUUGUUCCAUCUCAGGCAGCAGAAGUUGCAGCUCUCAGGAGUCUUCUAGGGGUUCCAGCGCCGUUGCUGCAGUCAAAGUGUUCCAAAGCUCAGAGAGCGAUGCCUCAUCCGAGAAAAGAAGCAGCACAGGAAAGAGAACGAGGAGAAGUGGGGGGCUUUCUGUUGGAUCACCGAGGGAUGAGAAGGUGGUGAAGGGAAGCGAGGGAUCCGACCCGGGGAGUCACAAAGAGGAGAGCCGGCCUCCCAGCGAGGAGGAAGGGAGUCUAGAAUUCAGAGAGGGAAACACAGAGGAUACGAAUCCCGACGAUAAAGCAGAAAGCUGUGGAGAGGAGUCUGGAUCCCAGGAGGAGGAAUCAGGAAGUGUUUGUAUGAACAUUGAAGACGGACGUGGAGACGAACCAGGAAAUCAGGAGAGUAGCAGCUCGGAAGAAAACACCGCAGAGGAAGAUGAGAAAGACGGAGAAGAAGAUGAUGGUGCUGCUGAAGAAAAAGAGGACCGUCAGACAGAUAAAGAGCAAGAGAAGAGCGAUGUGAAGGAGGAUCACGGGGCUUCUGGGAGAAAGAAUGCAACGCAGGAGGACGAGGAGACCCAGGAGACAGGAGCAGAGGAUGAGGAGCAGGAGUCAGAGGAUGAAGAGGUGGGCGAGGAGGAGGGCGACAGAGAGGAGGAGUCGGACGAGGAGGAACACAGAGACGACGCAGCAGGAGAACCAGAGGAGAAAAGUGACUCAGACGACAGUAUCAUCUCGCCACAGGACAAGUCGAGAAAGAUUCACGUUAUUCAUGAGGAGGGAAGUGAGGAAGACGAGGAGGAGGAAGAGGGGAGUAGAAUGGGAUCCUCUGAAGAUGACGAUGUCGAGAGUCUACUUGCGCCUCAACAACCAUCAGAGAAAAAAAAAGAAAAGGACCCGAGAGCUGACGAGCAACCUAAAGCUAUUUGUGACGUGUCCAUUUUUCAAGCGGAGCCGAACAAAUCAACUAAGUGCGAAAACGACGACCUGAGUGACUCCGACGAGUUUGACCACUUUUUCGAUUAAAUGUCCUCGACAACAAAGGAGAAAUACUUCCGCCAGAGUUUAGUAUUACAUCAGAAACAGUAUGUUAAAAAUGAAUUGUCUGUAGAGGCAAUGUUGAUUUUUGAUGAUUCAUAUCCUAGUCUAUCAUUUUGCAAUCAUUGGAGAUAAAAUGUUGUGACAGAAAACACUUGGGUAGUUGCAAGAAAAUACAAAAAAAAAACAAUAUGAAGAAUAAUUUAUUGAAAAGACAUUGUUAUGGCUGUUUAGCCUGAGAGAUUGAUAUUCAAUGUGAUUGAUGACGCCACCAGACAUGUUUGUAAUGUAAAAAUAAACCACGGUACAGUAAA